AUACAGAUGGACCAUGUAAAAAAAGAACUAGAAAGUGUUUCUCAGAGAAGGAAAAAGACCUGUGAACCAGAAGCAAGUACCAUCACACACCAUGAAGUGAUAAAAAAUUCCAGGUUUCUAGGGUUAGCCAAGAGGCUUGGUCUGGAGCAUUACUAUCGAAGGAAGAUGGGCUGGGUAGAUUUCCAUCUGAUUUACCAGGUCUCUGUGCAUGACAGUCAGCCUGACACAGAAGAAAAAUUGACAUUUUAUUUCCUACAGAAGUUGUUGAUGCUGGAUUACCGACUGAGAUACUUGGUCUGUAAAGGUGAUAGAGACACAGUGGGCAGUGGCACACUGACAAAUCUUGAGAAUGACACUUCAGAUCCUUAUGGUGAUUUGUCUGAUGGUAAAACACCCCCUCUCCUCUUGUCCACAGGCCCGCCCCACAUUCACCCAAUGGACGCCCAGAUGAUGAUUUUUCACUGUGUAGAUGAUUUCAUGAGACAAUACAUUUCAAACAAACUUUCCAUUUGUCAAUUUGCCCUCCCCCUUGUGGUGCCCAAUCCCUGCACUUCUAUAAUAGAAUUCCCCCUCUGGUCUCUCAGCCAAAUCAAGAGAAGCUGGAGACAGGUGGAGAAAUCAUCAGGUGAAGACACAGUCAUCAAUUUUAAUAACCAGAUCAUCUCCCAGGCACCCAUCCCUAUAAUGUCCUUUAUAAGAGUUGUGAAUUCUGCUUCUUCUUCCAAAUCUCAGAUCUUGAACUCUCUGCUGAGUAAGCACAAACACGAUGCUUUUAACCACCAUCACUGCCAAGGCAGCAGUGAAUCCUGCCUCUUAAUGGGAGGUAUGGUAAAGAUCUCCUGGUUCUGUCCAGGGGGGAGAGAUGAGGACAGAUUAGAAAGGUGUGUUGCCUUCACCAGUCUGUGUGGAGAUGCCAAAGAUCAUGAGACACAGCUCAGAUUUCUGCUGGAAAUUGCUUCAGUCACAGUGGUCCUUGUGUCUGCUUCUGAUAAAAGUGAGAGGAUUGUCAAAAUGGUCCAUGACCUAUGGAUGUCAACAAAACCUUUGGUUUUGUUUGAUGACAAAGAGGAGAAUGUGUUCAAUGAUUCUGGGCAGAAAGUGAGCAUUGGGAUUAGGAAUAGAAAUGAGGCUGAAUUAAUGGAUGAACUCACAAGGGUCAUCAAUCACUUGCUGAAGUCUUCAGGUCCCUUUCUCAGUCUGGAAGACUGUGCUGAAGUUGUUCGGUGCCAUGGCCUUCUUGUAGAGGUGAACAGGAAGGAGUGUCAAGAGGCUAAGGGAAAGGCACAGGCUUUGCUGGCCCUCAUGAAAGAGAUGAAAUUGUCUGAAAUGAAGGAGAGAUUACUGCUCCUUCAAGGAGAACCUUGGCACCAGUGGUGUAAGAAGGGUAAGGAGCUUUGUCACUUGCGAGAGAAGGGGAACCGCAGUCUUGAACAGCACAAGAGUGAGAUUGAGACAGAAAAGCUAAUAAUGAGACAAGCACAGCUAAAGAGAGCAUUUCCUGUCAAUGAUUUGAUGCAAUCUGUGCUUGAAAUCCUCCAGGCUCACUCAGAGAAAGACAACGGCACUGAGCUGUACUUCCUACAGUGGCUGAGCAUGUUCAUGGACAACCUGACCAGAGGUCACCUGGAAAAACUGCAGAAGAGGUACAACCAAUUGCGGUCCCUGGUGUUGGCAAAAAACCGAAAGGGAUCCAAGAUUACCACCUAUAAACAACACCAAGAGGAACUACAAGCUGUCUCUAAGGAGAUCAGGGAUUCCUCCUUGGGUAUUGAUCAUCUCCUGAGGGAGGUUGGCCAGAUCUAUGAAUCUUUGGAAGAAGCUUCAUCCCAAAUGGACACUUUGUUCUCCUCCCUUCCUCAAAUUGCUGCUGACAUGAUGGUUUCUGGGUAACCCCUUGAGCUGAUGGAUGGGGAUGCUUCCUAUGUCCCCCUGAAGUGGGUAGCAGCUGUUUUUGACAGAUUGAUUGAGAAAAUUGGAGACCAAAAGCUCUUUGUUCUCUCUGUUCUUGGCCUCCAAAGCACAGGGAAGUCAACUCUGCUGAAUGCUAUGUUUGGCCUGCAGUUCAAUGUCAGUGCAGGGAGAUGCACACGAUGAGCUUACAUGCAGUUGCUGAAGGUGGAAGAAACUCUCUGGGAAGAGCUGGGCUUUGGCUUUGUCCUUGUGGUUGACACUGAAGGACUCCGGGACCCAGAACUUACUGGUAAAUCACAGAAUUGGGACAAUGAGCUGGCAACUUUUGUUAUUGGACUUGCAAACCUGAUGAUCGAUAUAUUUGGAGAGAAACCUUCAGAAAUGGAAGAUAACUUGCAAAUUGCUGUCCAGGCCUUUUUGAGAAUGAAACACGGGAACAUUUCCCCAAGCUGUCUCUUUGUGCAUUACAAUGUGGGGGAAAUCACUGCCAAAGAUCAAAACAUGUAAGCAAGAAGGCGACUGCAGCAGAGACUGGAUGAAAUGGCAGCCACGGCUGCAGAACAGGAACAGUGCUCAGAUAUUACCAGCUUCAGUGAUGUCAUUCAGUUUGAUGUCAACACACAUGUCCAUUACUUUGCUCAUCUAUGGGAAGGGGAUCCUCCAAUAGCCCCUCCCAAUUCCAGUUAUAGCCACAACAUCCAGGAAUUAAAAAGAGGUAUUCUCUUGGCUGCCAAAAAAGAAUCCAAAGGCAGCAUCCUGAAGAUGUCUGAGGUGACAGUCCGGAUCCAUGAUUUGUGGAAAGCCUUGCUGAGUGAAAAAGUCAUCUUCAGCUUUAGGAAUACCAGGGAGAUUGUGGCCACGAUCAAACUUGAGACUAUGUAUAACAACUGGACCUGGAACCUAAGAAGUCUUGCUUUGGGUUUGGAGAACCAACUGACCAAUCAGAUUCAGAAUGGGGAAAUUCAGGAUCUGCCAAGAAUUUCUAUUGAGGCUAACAUUGCAGAAAAGUAUGAAGCCAUCAGGCAAGAGCUUCAAAGAUAUUUUGAUGAAGACCAAGAGAAUGAAAUCCUGAUCCAGUAGAAGGGAAACUUUGAGAACAAACUGAGAAAUCUUAAAGAGGUACUUGUUUCAGAAAUCAUUAGAAAGUCCAGAGAUUUCCUUAGUUCAAGGAAAAGUCAAGAUAAACUGGAUAAAAAGAAAUCGGAAUAUGAAAAGGAGCUGUUGUGAAGAAGCAGAGAUGUGGCUCUGUCACUAAUGGGUAGAGAAUUAAGUGAGGAGGAGCUGAGAGAGACAUUCAGUGUACUUUAGACUAAGUGGGUCUGUGAAGUAUCCUCAGUGUUCCCUCCUGCUGAAGACUGCAAUAUUGAGGUAGAUUUGGAGUAUGUCUUUCUGAAUUAUUUUAAACAGGAGCACAACGUGGCAAGCAAACUUGAAGAUUAUUCCAGAGAAAAAACAUUUUCCAUUGAUUAUGGUAAACAUGUCUCAAUGAAAAUAAAAUAUAAAAUUUUCAGAUCCUCCUUAGCAGAGAGUGAUCAGAGGACCAUAAUGCAAAGUACUGAAAACAUAUUCUCAUUGGUCACUGAAACUAUUGAUUGUAAGUUCAGAAUUGGAAUGGAUUAUGACGUAAGUUACUUCCAUGAAAUAAGGACUGAUGGGGCAUGGUACAGAUUUACAAAUGAAUAUAAAACAGAUUUGUCCUUAUGUUUAUGCCAUAAAGCAGCAGCUAAAUUUAAGGAAAUACACAUAGCAUUCAAGAGGGCACAUGAUCCUGUCACAUAUCUAGAAUACAAGAGAGAAGAUUUCUUUACGAGUUUUAAGAUUUCCUGCCAGGGUGCAACCUCUAUCACAGCAUUUGCAGACUUCCUGUGGAGCAAGCUCACUGCUUCCCCACCCAUAGCCAUUUGGAAAAAGGUAGCCCUCGACCUCGCUGGGGAGAUUAGGGCUAAAUGUUCCGCUUUCAAUGGAAACCGAUCCAAUCUGGAGAAACACAUUCUCAUCUCUCCGGCUGAGGAAGAAAAGUUUGAGAAUUAUUGGGAAUACAUUCAUAUGCCAAAACAAUUUUUUAAGAAGUACAUUGAGAAAGAGAUCCAAGCAUACUGCAUAGGUACAGGAAAUGAGAAAUUGAAGAAUUUUUUAAGUAAUAUUUUGGAAUUUUUUAAGAAAGUCAUCCUCUCUGCUAUUUGUGGGUCAACUCUGGUGGCUAAGGACCAAAACAAUUCUGCAUCUGUAUGGCUAGACACAUUGUGUAAUCACCUUACAUGUCAUUUGACUCUUCCAAGAGGAGACUUAAAAAGCAUUGAACACCAGGAGAUAACUGACAUUGAAUUCCUCAAGGAAGCCAUGGAUGAAAACCUGGAUACCAGAAUGCAAAAGGUAGGAGAGGCCUAUGAUAUUACAUCUCUUUUAGAGAACAUUGUAGUUGAGAUCCAGACCAUGCUCUCUGCUCAGCUCAGUGGCUGUUGGAAGCAAUGUCCCUUUUGCAAAGCAGUUUGUACAAAUACAGCCAUAAAUCAUGGUGAGCACCACAGUGUCCCUUUUCAUCAUUCUCACACUGUCAUUGGCACAAACUGGUACAAUAAUAAUGAGUUUUCAAUUGAUUUCUGUACUAGCUAUGUGGCAAGUGAUAUUCUAUUUGUUCUUGAUGAUGGUAAGAAAGUCCCAUAUAAGACUUACCAUGAGGCAGGUGGUGAAUUUGCCACAUGGAACAUUACUCCAGACACAUCUUCUCAGCCAUACUGGAAAUGAUUUGUGUGUCACUUCAGGUCCCAAUUAGAAGAUCAUUACAAUUUCAAAUUCAAGGGCAGGGGUCAGCUUCCUGAUGCAUGGUUCAGAAUCACCAGGGAAGAUGUGCUGAAUGACCUGAAUAAAUAA
Messenger RNA from Vombatus ursinus (common wombat), 4782 nucleotides. RefSeq names its product interferon-induced very large GTPase 1-like. The record is from RefSeq and is a predicted model, not a curated record. NCBI's taxonomy places the organism in Eukaryota, Metazoa, Chordata, Mammalia, Diprotodontia, Vombatidae. Gene Ontology annotation, molecular function: GTP binding.